This is a messenger RNA of Electrophorus electricus (electric eel), 1916 nucleotides long. It is a transcript of the gene tfg, whose product is annotated as trafficking from ER to golgi regulator. Gene Ontology annotation, cellular component: endoplasmic reticulum exit site. Gene Ontology annotation, biological process: endoplasmic reticulum to Golgi vesicle-mediated transport; COPII vesicle coat assembly. Gene Ontology annotation, molecular function: identical protein binding. Lineage: Eukaryota; Metazoa; Chordata; Actinopteri; Gymnotiformes; Gymnotidae. The record is from RefSeq and is a predicted model, not a curated record.
CGAGCUACUUCCGGCUGUGGAGCGCUAGUCGGAGCUAGUCAGAGGAGGUUUGUGCUGAGUUGGUCCUGCGAAAACAUUCUUUACUGCCGCGGGAUCGAGAUAUUCUCAACACCAGUAUGAAUGGCCAGCUGGACCUGAGCGGGAAGCUGAUCAUUAAGGCUCAGCUGGGCGAUGAUAUCCGCCGCAUCCCCAUCCACAAUGAGGACAUCACUUAUGACGAGCUCCUGCUCAUGAUGCAGCGUGUCUUCCGGGGCCAGCUCCAGAGCAGCGACGAGGUCACCAUCAAAUACAAGGACGAAGAUGAUGAUCUCAUCACUAUCUUUGACAGCUCUGACCUGUCCUUUGCCAUCCAGUGCAGCAGGAUAUUGAAACUCACUCUGUUUGUGAACGGCCAGCCGCGGCCGCUGGAGUCCUCGCAGGUGAAGCACCUGCGCAUGGAGCUCAUCCAGCUGCGGAACAAAAUCAACAGCCUGCUGGACAGCCUGGAGCCACCCUCAGAGCCAGCACUGGAGAACGCCAACCCGGACACAGAAUGCAUGGAGGCUGUGGACCCAGCAGGGAAACAGGCUCCUCCUGUCAGUGCGGCCAGCAUGUCUGCCUUCGACCCACUGAAGAACCAGGAGGAGGUUAGCAAGAAUGUCAUCUCAGCAUUUGGCCUAUCCGAUGAACCUGCUCCAGCUCCAGCAAUAGCUGCAGUGGAAGAGCGUUCCGGCACUCCUGACAGUAUUAACUCGUCCUCCUCAGCAGCCCACCCUCCUGCUGUGCCCCCUCAGGGUCCUCCCCCUUACUCAGGGGUCCAGCAGCCUCCUACUACUACCAUGGAUGGUCAGAUGUACCAGCAGUAUCAGGCUCCAGGUGGAUACCCCCCCCAACAGCCAGCCAACCCGCAGCAGCAGUACGGCAUGCAGUACCCUGCAGGUUAUACUCCGCAGCCUGGUGCUCCUCAAGCACCACCCCCUCAGCAGCAGUUCCAGAAUUAUGCCACCCCCACAUCUCAGGCUGCUGCUCCAGGCUCCGCCCCUGGAUUUAAUGCCCAAUCACAACCCCCCCCUCCACAAGCAGCAGGCCAGUAUCCACCAGGAGCAUUUCCACCUCAAAACUACACUUCCCAGGCCUCCCAGCAGCCAGCCAACUACAACUUGCCGCCCACUUCCCAGCCUGCCCCGGGGUAUCAGCCCCGUCCUGGAUACACCCCACCUCCUGGUGCAACCCCACCACCUGGGGGCUCUAACCCUUAUGCUCGAAACCGCCCCCCUUAUGGCCAGGGCUAUACCCAGCCAGGGCCCGGGUACCGGUAAAACGUGGCUAACAUACAAAUCCGGCUGCUCUGAUCUGCUCCAGCCCUCUGAGUACAACUCCUCAAACCUGAACACCCCAUAUUUGACAUUGUAGUAUGUGUGACCAUUGUAGGAGAGAGCAUGUGAAAGAGUGUGUGCGCGAAUGCCAAAAAAACCUAAAACACAUGGUGAGAAACUGAAUUUGUGUGGCUGCACAGAUGAGACCAAACUAGACUGGACAGCUGUGCAUGUAUAUGAUAGUUAUUCAGGUGUGUGUAAAUGUGUUUGUGUGAGUGCAGAUUUUAUUUCGUUAUGCGUCUUCUAGUUGGUGUUGAAUCAUAAGUUGGCUUUCUGUUAAAACACUAGAUAUCACAUCUGAAGGAAAUCAUGAUUGAGUUUUUUUUCCCUUGUUCUCUCACUUUUCUUCAUUUCCUUCUGUGGAUUUUUUUUCUGCUUGUUUGUGUUUUGUUUUGUUUUGGGUUUUUUUUUUUACUAAUCCAUGACUGGACAUGCUGUGUCGCAAGCCAUUCUGUAAAAACUGUAACAUUUGUUUUCUGGAGGUGAAUAAAGACUUUGAAACUAAAAAUCUAACAUAUUGUUUGUGGGUGUGAUGGAGAGUAAAAAAACUUUUACUUCUGA